This is a messenger RNA of Zychaea mexicana, 1898 nucleotides long. RefSeq names its product transmembrane amino acid transporter protein-domain-containing protein. Gene Ontology annotation, molecular function: amino acid transmembrane transporter activity. Gene Ontology annotation, biological process: amino acid transmembrane transport. Gene Ontology annotation, cellular component: vacuolar membrane. The record is from RefSeq and is a predicted model, not a curated record. The coding region runs from base 68 to 1765 and encodes 565 amino acids. The transcript has 6 exons. Lineage: Eukaryota; Fungi; Mucoromycota; Mucoromycetes; Mucorales; Lichtheimiaceae.
CUCCAUCUCAUUUUCUUUUUCUUUAUUCUUCUUCUUCUUCUUCUUUUUACUCCAGCAUUCGAAGAAGAUGUCUUCGUCACCUAUUCGUGUGCCUUCAAACACACAUCCUUCCCGACUGCCACCCAACUAUGGAUCACUUUACCCCGCAUCUAGCGACCAGCACAACCACCAGCAAGAUCACUAUGUCUCUGAUGCAUCUCCGCGGUCUUUUCGCGACGCUGUGGAAUCGUUUGCUGGAUCAUACUCCCGGGCCUCGAUCUUGUACGUUGCCGAGAACCUGAAUGCUCCAGCAGGAAGCAUUCACGAAGACACUCUGUCUUCAGAACAUCGAGCCAUGGACGAAGAAGAACGAGGCCGGAUGAGCGAAGACUCCAAGUAUUCAAGACCUCCCAUCUUUGACGAAGCAUCCUUGAACCGAACCUUAUCACAGCGUACUGCCGCAGGCAACAAUUAUCAUUUGUUUCCUUCGUUAUCACGCCACACGACCGUGGCUUCUGUUCUUUCCCAGCAGAUCUUGCAACACUACGAAGAUACCGGUGGUGCAGCACAAGGCAGCACCGGUGCUCCCUUGAAAUCGACAUUCUUGCAAUCCGUCUUUAACGCAGUCAACGUCUUGAUUGGUAUUGGCAUCUUGGCUCUUCCUCUAGCAUUUCGAUGCGGCGGCUGGCUGUUUGGCUCGUUGAUCUUUUUUUUCUGCGCUGCGGGCACCAAUUACACCGCCAAAAUCAUUGUCCGCUGCUUGGAUGCUUCAAGUGGCGCUGCCACCUAUGGCGACAUGGGUGCUGCUGCUUUCAAUGAAAGUGGCCGCACGCUCGUCAGCGGGUUCUUUAUUGUCGAGCUCAUGACGAUCGGCAUUGCCAUGGUCGUGUUGCUCGGCGACGGUAUCCAGUCGUUCUGGCCCAAUGUUGAUCUGGUCACCGUCCGCAUCUUUUCGUUCUGUGCCUUGACGCCUACCAUGUUUCUGCCUAUGCGCAAGUUGGCAUUGACAAGCUUGGUUGGUAUCCUCGCAUGCAUCUGUCUUUUGGUCACGGUGCUGUUUGAUGGUUUCUCGAAAAAGACACAGCCGGGUAGUCUGCUGGAACCUAUGGAAACAGAAAUAGUUCCUUCAGAUUGGUACAACGUGCCACUUGCGUUUGGUCUUGUGAUGGCAGGCUUUUCGGGGCAUGCCGUGUUUCCAUCCAUCUACCGCGACAUGGACGAUCCAAAACAGUAUGAACGCAUGGUUGACAUUGCAUACCUGGUCACUGCUGGUGCCUAUAUCACUAUGGCCGUGGCAGGCUACCUGAUGUUUGGCCUGGAAACAAUGCAGGAGAUAACACAAAACCUGGCCAACACUCCAGGUUAUUACAAGAUCGUAACCCAGUUUGGCAUCGGAUUGAUGGUUUUAACCCCUCUUGCGAAAUACGGAUUGAUGUUGAAUCCAGUCAAUUUGAGUUUGGAGUUAUCCUUAUUGACCAAGUUUGAAGAUUGGAUUCGGUUUCAUGCUUGGCGAAAGCAUCUCAUCACGGCCUCGAUUCGGAUCAUUGUCAGCCUUGUGAUUGUCUAUACUGCCACCGUCUUUCCUGGUUUCGACCGUGUGGUGUCACUCUUGGGUGCCUUGUUCAGUUUCGGCAUUUCUGCUAUAUUCCCUUUGCUUUGUUACCGCCGACUCUUUGCAGAUUCUAUCACUUGGAAGGAGUCCAUACUGAAUAACUUGAUUUUGCUUAUAUCCACAUUUAUGGCUGUCCUCGGUACCAUUUGGAGCUUUCUACCCAAUAAUAUAUGAACAGCUUACAUUUUACAUAAUAUAUAUGAUGCAACAGCAGCGCAGAUUACACACACAUACACACACACACACACACACACACGAGCACAUACCACUAUAACUCAUCACAUCACUGAAGCCAUCAUCGUCUUUA